Metarhizium acridum CQMa 102 is the source of this 1053-nucleotide messenger RNA. Lineage: Eukaryota; Fungi; Ascomycota; Sordariomycetes; Hypocreales; Clavicipitaceae. The record is from RefSeq and is a predicted model, not a curated record.
AUGUCAUCAGCAUUGGCUAUUGUUGGUAUCGGGGAAGUUUGCAAUUUUGCAGCUUAUGCCUUUGCUCCCGCGAUUCUCGUGACACCUCUUGGCGCCCUCAGUGUCCUUAUCGGCGCCGUCUUGGGAUCAUAUUUCUUGAAAGAGGAGCUUGGAACCCUGGGCAAGCUGGGCAGUGCCAUCUGCCUCAUUGGAGCUGUAGUCAUUGUCCUUCAUGCUCCUCCCGACGAGGAAAUCGAGACCAUUGACCAGAUUCUGGACUAUGCACUUCGACCUGGCUUCCUCUUGUAUGCCAUUACCGUUGUCGCAUUUGCAGUCUUCAUGAUCUACAGAAUCGCACCUCAAUACGGCAAGAAGAACGCCCUCAUCUACCUGUCCAUCUGCUCAACCGUCGGCUCCAUCUCCGUCAUGUCCGUCAAAGCCUUUGGCAUCGCUCUUAAACUUACUUUUGCUGGCAACAAUCAGUUCAGCCACCCGUCAACUUAUGUAUUCUUGAUCUUGACAGCCGUCUGUAUCCUGACGCAGAUGAACUACUUCAACAAGGCCUUGGCCUCGUUCCCUACUAAUAUUGUCAAUCCUCUCUAUUAUGUGACAUUUACCACAGCCACUCUCUGUGCCUCAUUCAUCUUAUUUAGCGGCUUCAACACAACUGAUCCAGUCAACACGCUUUCGCUGCUUUGUGGUUUCCUGGUCACCUUUACUGGAGUCUACCUGCUGAACCUUUCUCGUGGCGACCCCAACGGUCAAAAACUCAUUGCCGGCCGAGGCGGAUAUGAUGCAACACCCACUGACAUGGUAUCUGGAUUCCAAACACGUCGCAGCAUGCAAGCCCGGCGCAGCGGAGACCCAUCACGGCAUAGCAUGGGAAGUCUUCACAGCGACAGAGAAGGCCUGAUCCGGGCUUACGACGAAGAGGAAGCCGCAGGAUUUGGACUCACUGACCUUGCGGAGGAGAGUGAAGACGAAGGUAGCCGCUCCAAUGGCAAAGCCAAUGGCAAGAAGGAACCGUGCGAGAAUGGCAUCGAAUUACAAAACCAGAAAUCCACUGAGAGAUAA